AUGGAGCUAUUGAUGCAGCGCAUCAAUGAGCACAUCCGUGUAGAGGACGAUGCGACGGCGUCCACCGCGAAGACAAAUCAGGUGGCAACAGACAAGAGGGUGGCUGGAAAAGUCCACGCGGUCGGACAGGAGACAAAUCAUCCACAUGAUUGCGCAAGGGAAUCAGACUGCGGUCCGAAUUGUAGGAACCGGGGUAAAAGUCGUCGCAACGACCGAACAGAUUAUCCUUGCGAUGAGGCAGCAGAUGCACACAGAAAGUUAAACGCUCGGACGGGCAUCACCACGAUUUUUAAGAUUUCAAUCUAUCGCAUACUCAGUGAAAUCCGCAACGAGGUUUACGUCCGGUUUCCUGCUAAAUUAGGCGACGGGCAAAAGGGCUUCAAUCCGUGGUACUGUUGCACAUUUCAUAAGGAGCAAGGACACCGAACGGAUGACUGCUUACCCCUGAAACAACACUUGGAGGUGUUAGUCGCCGCCGGUCACUUGGAUCGUUACAUCGAUGGGGGCAUCAAGUGGUUUGGACAACCUAGAGGCACCCCCCCAAGGAGUGGUCAACGUGAUCCACAGUAUAGUAGAGCCGGCACGGGUAUGCGAGCUCCGAUGGAUGAUCAAAAAAGCGGAACAUAUGAAGGAAGUUUUGUCAGUCCAACCAGCGAUCAAGAGAGGGACUUCGAUGUUAAGCACAUCUUGAUCGACCAAGGCAGCUCGGUCGAGAUCAUAUAUUACGACGCCUUCAAGCAGCUCAAACUUCGAGAUACGGACUUGGUUCCAGCAACUUCACCACUGGUUGGUUUUAACUCACAACCGGAGUGGCCAAUGAGAAAGAUAAUCCUGUCGGUUAAAGCCGAAUCUAUAGUCAAGCAGGUGGAAUUCUGGGUGUUGAAGGUGCCGUCGACAUACAAUUUGACCCUUGGUAGGGGAUUGUUUCACGCCAUGCAGGCGGUGGCGUCGACCUACCACCAGGUUAUGAGGUUCUCCUCAGCUACGGGGGAAGUUGAGGAGACUUGGGGUGAUCAAGUCAUGGCGAAGUAG
Messenger RNA from Camellia sinensis, 1032 nucleotides. RefSeq lists its product as uncharacterized. The record is from RefSeq and is a predicted model, not a curated record. NCBI's taxonomy places the organism in Eukaryota, Viridiplantae, Streptophyta, Magnoliopsida, Ericales, Theaceae.